This is a messenger RNA of Coprinopsis cinerea okayama7#130, 1293 nucleotides long. RefSeq lists its product as hypothetical. Bases 1 to 1293 code for a protein of 430 amino acids. Gene Ontology annotation, biological process: DNA repair; DNA damage checkpoint signaling. The transcript has 8 exons. Lineage: Eukaryota; Fungi; Basidiomycota; Agaricomycetes; Agaricales; Psathyrellaceae. Gene Ontology annotation, cellular component: checkpoint clamp complex. The record is from RefSeq and is a predicted model, not a curated record.
AUGUCAUCACAAGAGCAAGACGAACUACCUCCAGUGCUUACUACAUCAGUCCACGAUGUUCGGUACUUUGCCGCCCUCCUACGAGGCGUGCAUUUUGCCAAUAUGGCUACGAUUACAAUAACAAAGCGAGGACUAACUGUGACCGUCGAGGAAGCUCGUACGCUACUCGGAACGGCAUUCAUCUUUGCUGAUGUAUUCGACGAAUACGCCUAUCACUCCGAGGCUGAACAGGGUCGAGUCAGGAACGAUGGAGAAAACAACGAAACCCGACGGCAAUGCGACGAAUUCGACGAAGAUGAAGAAGACAAUGAUAACAACGCAGCGUUCCAAGUCCACCUCAACAUCCUCAUCGAGUGUUUGAACAUAUUCGGAACAGCAGGGCCUGUGGCUGCUCCUAUCACUUCUAGCGCUACGAACUUUAAGAAGUGGCGGAGGGAUGAAGAUGAGGGGGAUGAUAAUCACGAAGGUGGGAGGCGAGGAGGUGGUGAUAACAGGAGACUCGAAGCCUACUUGGGUGGACCGGAGAAACGCACUAGCAUGCGCCUGUCAUAUCCAGGGAAUGGGUACCCUUUGACCUUACUCAUUGCGGAAGACGCAUCGGGUCCAACGACGACUUGCGAAAUCACGACUUACGAUCCUGAACCUCACCUGGAUCUCGAUUUUGAUAACGAUAGACUGUACGUCGCCGUUCCUUGCCUUUCGUUCGACGCUUGUAGCUCAGUUACCUUCCUCUAUUUCCAAAGCGUCUUAAAGAUCAUCCUCAAGUCUUCCUGGCUUCGAGACGCGCUAUCAGAGCUCGAUCCUUCAUGCGAAAAGUUGACUUUCAUAGGGAACCCGCCCAUUGAGGGCACCAGUGGCGCAGAUGGCGCUGGUAAGAGAGCACAGAAGAAACCACGAGCACCUUCGGCUCCCCUGUUCCGGAUUCAAGCAGAUGGAACGUUUGGAAGCACAGAGAUGGAUUAUCCGAACGAUCGAGAGGUGUUGGAAACCUUUGAGUGCACGCAGACUGUGCAAUUUACGUACCGGUUCGGCCACAUCUUGAAAACGCUGCGGGCGUUGUCGAGCUCUACGAAGACCUCACUGAGAAUCGACGAAGACGGAUUGUUGAGUUUGCAGUUCCUCAUGCCCUCGCCGAAACCUAAAGAUGCCAUGGAUGCUUUCAUUGAAUUUCGGGUAUACCUUCUUUUCCUCUUCUACAUUCCUCUUGCUGAGCAGAGCUUUCCAGUGCCUGGCUUUGGACGGCUCAUAAUUCUCACUCAUUCCCAACAUGAAACUCGACCCUCGACAAACUAG